UCUCUCUCUCUCUCUCUCUCACUCUGACACAGACUCUUUCUCUCUCGGCUAAAAGAGAGGCGUUUCCUCUCGCGUGCAAAAAAACAAAAAAAGAGGACCGGGGUACCGCAAAGCCGACUCACACAGUAGGCGCGAGCCGCCGCCGAACCGAGAGGGAGGUUCACUCAGGCGCGCGCUCACCUCUGCGACUGCAUUUUUUUUAUUAUUGUUUAAAGAGCGCGUGAGCAGGUGCACCUCAGCACGAGCCCGGAUUCUUUCUUUUUUCUCCACUCUUUCAUGGACUUUAUACUUAUUCAUUAUAUUUACAGUUAUAUAGAUGUAUAUAUAUAGCCUUGCAGGCGAAACCGGGUCUCGUGGCCGCCGUUAGACUGGAGAGCUCGAGGCCACUUCUGCGGCGUAAAUUACCGGAGGAAAGUGAGUUCUUAUUCCCAGAAGUGCUAAGCGGAAAACCUCAUCAUGAACACAGGUAGAGAAAGUCAUUCAUCAGACUCAGAUGGCUGGCAGUCUCGCAGUGUGACAGACGGAUUGAGGAACGGCGAUGCAAGCAGCUCUACUAUGACAUCUAAAGGUUACCGGAGUGUUCGUUCCAGCAUGCAGGACAAGAGCAGUCCCGUCCCGGUCCCGCUCCCACCCCCUCGGAGAGAGAGCUAUCACAUGACACCUAACCCCCCGCCUUAUAGCUCGCUUGUUCCCUCCGGUUCUUACACCAUCAAAUCCAGCUCCUCGUCCUCUUAUUCAUAUUCUGAGACUACUCGCAAUACUAAGACCAGCUCAGAUGGAACCCCAGAGGCUAAUGCUAACACUAACGCUAAUAGCUUCAUUAGCCAGCUCCUGGAGCGCAAGGUGUCGUCUCUCAAACUUGCUAACGAAGGAUCCAACUCUGCUACUACUAAAAUCAGUGCAGAUGUAACCAAUAAUACUAACAUGAAUAAAUCUUGGGCUAAUACUAACAUAGCAAAGGUCAUGAACCCUGGUUCUCCUGAUAGUCCGCCAUCCCCACCACCACGUACACACUCCAAAUCCCCCGCUACAACACACACAGCCUCUCUCUCCAUUCAGAUAGCUCCUAAAGGUUCAAAAUACCAUGCUGAAUCUGGACUCCAAACGGGAUCCGGAUCCAAAAGGCAGGAUCCUGCUGAGCCAAGCCCCAAAGUGCCACCCAGACCGACAGGCGAUGUGGCGCGUGAUGUAUCCCCACCAAGAGGUACCACCGACUUUCAUCCUGGGGCAUCCUACAGCCGUGAAAGUCAGGACUCGCCUGACUUCCUGUCCGGGCCAAACGCUUCGUCACGAUCUCUUUCGGCCCUGAGUCACUAUUCAUCAUCAACAGCCGUCCUUGAAGAACUGCAGAUCUGCGCCGUGGACUCACACGAGGCCACGCCCACCCCCUCCCCCACACUCAGCCAUGCUUCUGUUCCCCCUGAUGAUGUCCCUGCACCCACUGCCUCAGCAACGGCUGCUGAUACUAACGGUCAGAUGGCAGUAAAUGGAAGUACGUACUCUCAGAGGCCAUUCUCUCCUCCAGCACAGCGUCCUCCUCCACCUGUCUUUAGUCAUGGACUCGAGCAAUUCCAGCACAUGAGACACUCCGAAGGUUCAGAGUCAGUACACAGGGAGUCGGUGUCAGUGGGUGGGAUGUCCUUCAGAAGCGUGACUCCAGUGGCUCGUUUCUCAGAGGAGGAAAAGAAAGUUUCAGUGAUCAAGGCGCCCCAUUAUGAGGGCAUCGGGCCUGUGGACGAUUCGGGCCUCCCCCUCGCUAUCCGAACGACUGUAGACAGGCCUAAGGACUGGUACAAGACCAUGUUCAAGCAAAUCCAUAUGGUGCAUAAACCAGAUGAUGACUAUGCAGACACAUACGGUGCUACCUACGCUGUUGGGAAUAACGAGAACUUCGACCCUGUCCACGCCCACCCUCCACCUCGGACGCACACAUACCGUCCUCUCUCCCGGAACUCCGAGCCCAGCAGUGCUCCGCCCCCUCGAGAGUUGAGCCCCGUCCCACCCCCGCCCCCUCCCAUGCCCUCGCUCCUGCAGCUCCGCUCACGAGACCUCGACCGUGAGAAAGACCUUCCACACGAUCCAAAUGAAUGGAGUCCCCCAGAUCGUAAAGUGGACACACGGCGGUAUCGUGCUGAGCCACGUAGCAUCUUUGAGUAUGAACCCGGCAAAUCCUCCAUCCUGGAGCACGAGAGACCGAGUUUUGAUUUAGAUGCAGAUGAGAUAGAUUUAGAGAACGAGCCUUGGUUUAAGUUCUUUUCAGAGCUGGAGUUUGGCCGGCCGCCUCCUAAAAAGAGGCUGGAUUACACGCCUGACUGCUCCACCCACUCCCGCGCCCAGACGUCUCUCCAUCUUUCAUCCUCUGAGCGGCCUGAGAGCUCCUCCAGUGACUAUAGGAAGAGAAGAAAGUCGGAGCCGUUUGUCACUCAGCAGAGCACAGGAAAUGAAAAGAAUGCUGGUCCAACCUCGAGACUCGAGCCCUACAAAUCCAACAGCCUGAAGAAGCCUGCUGUACGUUCCUCACCUUCAUCUCCAGCAAAAGCAAAAGCUGGAGGCACUUGUGAGUCUCUCUCUCCAUCAGUCAGCUCCCCAGGUAUGGACCACGUGUCCUCCCACCUUUCCUCUGACACCCUCUCCCUCUCCACAUCCACCCUGCGCAGCUCCAAGCAAUCUAUUAGCUUCAAGAAUGGCUGGCAGGUGUGCCAGAAGGACAGCGCUGAAACUUGGAGCAGCGUGGAGGAUGAGGAAGGAGGCGCUUCCUCUCCUCGCCUCAAGUCUCGCAGCUGUGAUGACUUACUCUCGGACAGUAAUGUUGGAAUGAACGGCAAUCGUUCAGAAAGUGUCGGGUCACUGCUUGGUGAAGGGGGAACACGUCAGCCACAGACGCAAGCAAAAAGUCUUAAUUCGUCCCCUAGAGCACGGCGGCAUCAUCGGCGCAAAAUGGCCCAUGAUACACCAGGUUUCCUGCAGCUUUACAAGACGAUGCACCACAUUGACCGUGCACAGCUUCUGCCCUCAGAAGUGAUCUGUUCUGUCCGUGCCCGCAUCCUGGAACUCGAGCGACAGCAGCAACAGCACCGGAAGAACCUCCAUUCAUGGGCAACAUUUGGACAGGAAGUACCACAGCGAAUGGUGCCAAAUCGGAUCUCAGAGUAUGAGCAGCUGAUCCAAAAGUCCAAGUCCAUGCCAGACCUUGGUGAUGAUAACACUCCAUCAGGUACGACCACACCGGGGUCUUCUCGAGCCAGCAGUUGCCCAAAGCGCCGCUUCUCAGUGGAGUCACUCCUGGAAGAGGAAGACCCUCCAGAAAGGGCGAGAAGUCCCCCAGAAGGUCAACCACGACCAGGUCCAGAAGAUCGCAGCCUUGUUCCGGUGGUCAGACAGAACCAGCACCAGCAGCAGGACUACUCAGACAGUGAGCAGGAUGCUUGUGCCUCUGAAUUGAGUGAUUUUAUUCAGAUAGAAGGAUCUUCCUUCUGCAGUGAGAGCGACUUGGACCACUGCUCACUAGCAUCAUCUGAGAGCUUCUGUGGUUCUGGACACCAUCACCACCACCACCACCACCACCAUCACCACGGACGCCGUCACCACAGCAGCCACCAUCACCAUCUCCACCAGAGUCUGGGCCAGAGUCAAGGUUACCACCACCGUCACCUCAUCAGCUCCUGUAAGGGGCGUUGCCCAGCUUCCUACACUCGCUUCACCACUAUGCUUAAGCAUGAAAGAGCACAGCAAGAGAGCCGCGCCACCAUCACGCCUCCACUGGCUCUGCAAUCACCCAGCGAAUCAGGCCUUUCCAAGCUGGCCUUCUUGGUUAGCCCGGUGCCUUUCCGCAAAAAGCGGGAUUCCUCACCAACCCAGCGGCGCCAUAGUCGCUCUGGCCACCACAAAUCAAAGGCAGCAAUGUAUGAGGCUUUAGAUGCUGCCCUACAGGACAUUUAUGACCACUUAAGGGCUGAGAAAGGGCUGGGGGCUGCUCGGUUGCCGGAUGAUAGCAUCUUACGCCGGCUACUGCAGGAGUUGCUCCCAGAAGUUCCAGAAAGGAGCUCGUCACUGCGGGGUCGGCGGGGGACCUACUCCCCUUCCUCCUCCCACCACUACCAGCCUUACCACAGUGCCUCCUAUCAGCAGCCCCACCACGCAGAUGCCUCCAACAACAACAACCAGCACACUAAUGCUAGCUCUAACGCACACUAUUAUUCAGAUCAGGGGUCUGAUGCUGGACGCCUCACACCUCAGAACAGAAGACCUACUCCGGAUCGUGAGGUAUCCUCUAAGCAGAUGACAUAUCUCAUAUUGUCUUCUCUUCUCCAUCAGAGACAGUCUGCCAGGGCUAUUUAUGACUUUAAAGCUCAGACCAGCAAAGAGCUCUCCUUUAAGAAGGGCGAUGCGAUCAACAUCAUCAGACAGAUCGACAGCAACUGGUAUGAAGGAGAGCACAGAGGACGCAUCGGGAUAUUCCCUAUUUCUUACGUGGAGAAGGUCGUGUCUCCUGAGAGGAAGCAGCCGGUGCGUCCUCCUCCACCGGCCCAGCUCCGGGAGAUGGGAGAGGCAGUGGCUCGCUACAACUUCAAUGCCGAUACCAACGUGGAGCUUUCGCUCAGGAAGGGUGAGAAAGUGAUCUUGCUGAGGAAAGUUGAUAAAAAUUGGUAUGAAGGAAGGAUCCCUGGCUCUAAUAAGCAGGGGAUUUUCCCUGUGUCAUACGUCGAUGUCAUCAAGGCAUCCCCUACUAAAAGUCCUGGUCACCGUGUUGACAGCUACAGGGUGCAGAAGAGGAUGAUGCAGGAUUCACUCCACGGAGCCGGAGAGCCGUUCCAGGUGGUGUAUAACUACGUGCCCCGGAAUGAGGAUGAGCUGGAGCUGCGAGAGGGGGAUGUGGUCGACGUGGUGGAGAAGUGUGACGAUGGCUGGUUCGUAGGAACGUCUCGGAGGAGCCGGCUGUUCGGGACGUUCCCAGGAAACUACGUUAAGACUCUUUAAUGAAGAUCUACGGCACAAGAACCGAGGCUCGGUGUGGAACCUCGACCCUGAGUGUGUGUGUGUGAGAGAGUGUGUGUAUGAGUGUGUAUAUGUGUGUAUGUUCUCAUGCAAAAACAGUUUUAGCGCUCACUAGCCACCCCUCAGUUUUCUUUUCUCCUCCUCUGAAGUUUUGCUUCCAUCAUAAACGAGGAGCUCAGCACUCUCCUUCCUGCUGUAAUAAUAUUCACCUUAUUUAUUAGCCAUAAUAUUUACAAUAAGCAAUAGUUUUAGUUUUUGUUUUUUUUUUGGAGGAGGAGGCAGGGUAUGAGUAGAAGAGAAGCUCUGAGACGUGAUUGGUGGAGAGAAAUGAUUGACAGCUGAUGCUUAGUCAUCAUAUAUGAAACAGAGAGACAGAUCUGUUGUUUUUGGGAAUGAACACUGAUAUCUGUGGGAGGUUUCAAGUGGGCGUGGCCUAUUCAGCUGCUCACGAAAUGAUAAAAGCCACAAUAAUCUACGGUACACUGUAUACCACAUACAUAAACAUUUUAUAUCCUCUACAGGACAUGGUUAAGACGUUUCUCUGUAUUUGUAGCGUUUAAGUUGUGUAUGUAAUGAAUCACGGUGGGAUUUUGGAGGUAGAGGUUUAAGAAUUCAGUCCGUUUCCGCUGAGUAAAUGCUGGAUGAUGGAGGGAUAUCACACGGGGCAAAAAUGUUAGGCUGUUCUUACUUCUGCUGUUUUUUUCCCCUCCAAAUUACAAAGCAAAGACAUUUUUUUUUUUUUUUUUUUACAUUUUGACCAAUCAGAUCGCAUGGUGAGGCGAUGUGUGAAAAAUACAAACAUGGCAACAAAAAAAGCUAGUGAACAUGAGGACAUUUACAACAUAAAUAGGAAAUAUUCUAAAGUAACUGAACUUUUUUGUUCUUUCUUUCUUUCUUUCUUUCUUUCUUUCUUUCUUUCUUUCUUUCUUUCUUUCUCUCUCUCUCUCUCUCUCUCUCUUCUCAAAUUUCUGUCUCUUUCUUUGGGUUCUUUUUCCGUUCCCUUUUCUUCUUCUUCUCUCUCUCUCUCUCUCUCACUUAUAUUUCAUUAUUUUCUAUUCCUCUCUUUCUUUCUUUUCUUGAACUCUUCUGCUCUUAUUCCUUUCAUCAUCCUUUUUCGUCGCUUUAUGAAUUGCUAUCAUUUUCUUUUCAUUUCUCCUUUUCUGCCCUCUUCUUUUCUUUCCAUUCAUCUUCAUGUUUUCUUCUUCUUCUUCUCCUCCUCCAUCUCAAAUUUCUUUUUCUUCACAUUUCUCUCCUUUUUUUGUUACCUUUUGACCAAUCAGAUUGCACGUUGAGGCGAUGUAUGAAAAAACAAACAAACAUGGCAACGUAAAAAGCUAGUGAACGUGAGGCGAUUAACAACAUAAAUAGAAAAUAUUCCAAAGUUAAAAAUAUUUUUGUGACGUUUCGCCUCCAAAACCAUCCACCUCCUCAUCUCCAGCCUCACUCACUUUUGUUUCAUCUGUAUUACUGAUAACGAUAAAUCAGCUCCGGAGAGCAAAAGGUAGGCUGUUAGCCGAGACUAGCUAGUUCAGUGUUGCUAUGGUUACAGUGUGCACUAAAUUGUAAGCCAAAAAACAACUAGUGUGAACACGUCCUGUAGAGACGGCGGUCACAGUUUGAGGAUCUUUUUUAUUCUUUUUUGGAAAUAUGGAACAAAAUAAUAAGCAAUUCUUCCUAACGUUCUACGUUUGCUCCAUCUUUUUCACUAAUGCGUCUGUCACGAAAUCCUAACAGCGCCACCUGCAGUACAGGAGGACGUGUGUUUUUUUGCCGCUCACGACGUCGUCUCCGUAGUAACCACACUCAAGGUGAUUAAUGGACGCAACUCAGGAGUGAACUAGUGCACAAGCAAUAACUUUGCUUUCCGUCCUCGAAAAAGACGCUGAUGAAGUAUUACUUUCCUAAAUGAUGAUGAUGAGUUUCUGUCUGAGUCUCCAGUAUGUUUCUAUGUUUAAAGACUUUUACACAUUGAAAAGAUGUUAAAGGUAGAAAACAGUUCUUGCAUUGUGAAUGAACCGAAGUUCGUGCCACUUUUCACUUCCUUUUCCUCUUUGUAAGAACACAAACAGGACGUUUGGACAGUUUUAUGAUCUUUUAUAUUAUUCCUGUUUUCUUGUCACCAGGCUUCAUGUUACAGAUGUUCCAGAUGUUCAGCGUUGGCGAGCAUAGCCGCACUUUACCUACACGAGUUAAUGUUUGUUUCCAUAAGCUUCAUGGUUUUGGUUUUGUUUUGUUUCUUAACAAAAAUCCACUUGCUUUAUAAAGUCACUUUGCUCACA
This is a messenger RNA of Hemibagrus wyckioides, 7274 nucleotides long. RefSeq names its product sorbin and SH3 domain containing 2a (gene sorbs2a). The transcript has 25 exons. NCBI's taxonomy places the organism in Eukaryota, Metazoa, Chordata, Actinopteri, Siluriformes, Bagridae. Gene Ontology annotation, cellular component: plasma membrane. The record is from RefSeq and is a predicted model, not a curated record. The coding region runs from base 457 to 4977 and encodes 1506 amino acids. Gene Ontology annotation, molecular function: protein binding.